This is a messenger RNA of Oncorhynchus keta (chum salmon), 5498 nucleotides long. Its product is annotated as alkaline phosphatase-like. Gene Ontology annotation, cellular component: plasma membrane. Gene Ontology annotation, biological process: dephosphorylation. The record is from RefSeq and is a predicted model, not a curated record. The transcript has 12 exons. Lineage: Eukaryota; Metazoa; Chordata; Actinopteri; Salmoniformes; Salmonidae. Gene Ontology annotation, molecular function: alkaline phosphatase activity. Bases 541 to 2157 code for a protein of 538 amino acids.
UUCCAGAACCUAGAGUUUUUGAAAGAAAACGAUCAAAACAUGCCAUUUGGAACACAACAUUGAAAUGGAUUUAUUCAUUAUUUUUCUAUCACAUUUUGGAGGGCUAAAGUCAUCUGUUUGGAAGAAUGUGUCUGAGGUCAGUGUUAUCCCAGAAUGGAGGAGCCUGUGUCACUGAGCCCUGAGCUCACCAACAUUAUUAAACCUAAUCCCAGAUCCACUCAAACAGAUUGAACCCUGUACAGGGACUCACCCCCUAGAGCUCAGGUACUGAGCUGGCAGGUGAAACUGGAAACAUCUGUCUUUCUUUUUAUUUACGAAUUCCAACCUGGACACUUUCCUCCUUGACACCAUGGGCCGAGAUGGACUCUCGAUGGCGGUGACCCUCUUUUUCUCUGGCAUUCUCCUGGUGGCCGUCCUGGCACUGCUCUGCUAUUUCACCUGCAGGCUGGCUAGUGUGAUGCCGAUUGGUGGGCCCAACCACUUCUGAGCUUCACUCAGAGGAUAGACCUGCGUCUGUGGCACGACUCACUCUAGUUUGGGAUGUGGUAUGUGACGGUAGUCCCAGGUAACACUACGACCAUGACAUUUUUUCUCAUCAUCUGCUCAUGUCUGGCCUGGGGAGGCCUGGGGAAGCCUCAGUUUCCUGACCAAGAGAAAGAUCCCCUGUUCUGGAACACAUGGGCCCAGCAUACUUUGAAGAAUGCCCUCACACUUCAGAAGCUCAACCAAAACACUGCAAAGAACCUCAUCCUCUUCCUUGGUGAUGGAAUGGGCAUUCCCACAGUGACUGCAGCACGAAUACUGAAGGGGCAGCUGAGCGGACAGAGUGGAGAGGAGACCCAGCUGGAGAUGGACAAGUUCCCCUUUGUGGCGCUUUCCAAGACGUAUAACACCAAUGCCCAGGUAGCAGAUAGUGCAGGCACGGCCACAGCAUACCUCUGUGGGGUGAAGGCCAACGAGGGCACUGUGGGCGUGAGUGCAGCUGCUGUCCGUUCCCAGUGCAACACCACACAGGGUAAUGAGGUCACCUCCAUCCUAAAAUGGGCCAAGGAAGCAGGCAAGUCGGUGGGAAUAGUCACAACAACGCGUGUGAACCAUGCCACCCCCAGCGCAGCCUACGCUCACUGUGUGGACAGGGACUGGUUCUCUGAUGGCGAGAUGCCCGCUGAGGCAGUACAGGCGGGCUGCAAGGACAUCGCCAGGCAGCUCUUUGAGAACAUUCCCAACAUUGAUGUGAUUAUGGGAGGAGGGAGGAAGUACAUGUUCCCCAAAAACCAGUCAGAUGUGGAGUAUCCUGGAGAUAAGAAACAUUUUGGUACCCGCAAAGAUGGAAGGAACUUGGUGGAGGAGUGGACUAACAGAAUGAAAAACAAGAAAGCCCAGUAUGUAUGGAACAAGAGAGAACUUCUAUCAGUAAAUCCUAAUAAUGUGGAUUACAUUUUGGGUCUGUUUGAGCCGGGAGAUCUGCCCUACAACCUGGAGAGAAACACUGAGACAGAUCCUUCCCUGACAGAGAUGGUGGAGGUGGCCAUCAAGAUCCUGAGGAAAAACCCCAGGGGAUUCUACCUGCUGGUGGAGGGGGGGCGCAUCGACCACGGACAUCAUGAGGGCAAAGCCAAGCAGGCCCUACAUGAGGCAGUGGAGAUGGACCGGGCCAUCGGCCGUGCCGGCCUCAUAACCAGCAUCUAUGACACAAUGACUGUCGUCACUGCUGACCACUCUCACAUGUUCAACUUCGGCGGCUACACACCAAGAGGGAACACCAUUUUUGGACUGGCUCCCAUGUUGAGUGAUGUGGACCAGAAACCCUUUACCGCUAUCUUAUAUGGGAACGGACCAGGGUUCAAAGUUAUCAACGGUCUGAGAGAGAACGUCUCCACCCUUGACUAUCAGGGAACUAACUAUCAGGCCCAGUCUGCAGUGCCGCUGCGUAUGGAGACUCAUGGAGGAGAGGAUGUGGCUGUGUUUGCUAAGGGCCCCAUGGCUCAUCUGCUGCACGGUGUCCACGAGCAGAACUACAUUCCCCAUGUCAUGGCCUAUGCUGCCUGCAUCGGCCAGAACAGAGACCACUGCAUGUCAUCCGGUAGAGCCUCUAGUCUCAGCCCUGCUCUGCCCAGCCUGGCAGCUCUCCUCACGCUCACCCGCCUCCUCUGCUGACCUUUCACCCCAACCCCCCUCCUGCACCCCACAGCCCCCUCCUCUCCUUAUACAUGUAAUACUCCCACACCCUUUUUCCUGUUGUAAUGUGGAUCUUUUUGUGUGGGGAUUUUCUAUUGUUGAUUUAAAAAGAAUAAUGUCCAGUUGAAUGACUUUGGGACCACUGUAAGGGCAUUUAAAGAUGACUGUUUUGAGCGUUGGUGACGUUCAACCAGAUUCAGUUUUAGAGUAAAUAGGAGGAUAUCACUUUCACUCUACUGUAACAUAUAGGAUAGGUUGUGUUACUCAACUUUGGCAUUUUUCAUCAUUCUGGUAACACCAAAACUAUUUCUGUCAUAUCAGUGGGUUUAACAGAAGGGUAUCACUCUUCUGAUAUCAAUUAUUGUAUGGAAUAAAUGACCUCCCAGUAUUAAUGAUAAAGCAAUGUGGCUGCCCACCUAUUUGUUUUCUGUCAAUUGUAUGACUUUGGAUUAAUCAACUUUUUAAAGAAACCAUUACUUUUUAGAAACCUACUGUAAAGGGAUCGAUUUUUAUAUGAAUAUUUGAUUUCAUCCGCUCCCUCGACCUAAACAGAAGACAAACAGUAAACAGAAUCUACCUCAUCAUUUUUUUUUGGGGGGGGGGGAAGUGAAAACAUUGCAAUGAGGAAAGUAGAGGCUAUAUUUGAAUGUAUAGUUGAAACUUUUUUUAUUACUGAAAUGGUAUGUAAUUCCAUGUUCUUUGUACAUACUUCGUCAAAGGCAUUGGAUGAAAAGAGUCAGAAACACACCCACCAGUAUUUCCAAAAACAGAAGUUGUGGCAAGAUCCCUUAGCCAAUAAAGGAAGUCCUGUUGGUUUUUCAUAAGAUGUUGUCAUAACAUUAUUGGUGUGUGUACUUGGUGUGUGUACUUGGUGUGUGUACUGUCAAUGGGAAGGAAAAGGGGAUACGUGUAGUUGUCAGUUGCAGAACUGAAUGCAUUCAACCGAAAUGUGUCUUCUGCAUUUUACCCCACCCCUCUGAAAUAGUAGAGAUAAUGUCAGUUUGCUUAGAACUGAUUGUGGUUGCACUUUGCAUUCUGGAAACCAUUUGGAAUGGAAUAGAACAAAUUUGUAGUUUCAUUAAGAAAUGUGUAAUGGAACACAAAUUAAUUGAUUCAAUGUUUAUAUUAGAAUGUUUCAUAUAUCUUAUCAAAAGUAGGAUUUAUGAAAAUAAAACAUAUAGUGCAGUUGGAAAUGAUUUGAAAUUAGAUCUCUGUAACAAUGUAGAAUAAAUGGAAUGUAAAGUCAAAACAAACCGAUAUUCAGCAUUUGAGGUUUCCUGCAUUUCGUGUAACUUGUCAACAGCAUGCACUGCUGUGGCUUGUGUGGUAUGUGAAUGGACACUAGCCACAGAGUCCUUGGCAUGGUAUGGUAGUUGAAAAAAUAGAGAAGGACUCAUGUUGGCUGGAGCAUGAAAAUUGAGGUUUAGCUCAGAUGGGUAUGUAGUCCACACUCUGGAACAUCAUUUAUAUGGGUGCCUGCUUGGAAUCUGGGCCCUGGGGGUCUGUGUCUGGUGUGUUCUCCCUACAUAAACCUCUGCAGUAGAGGCUUUACUCUGCUCAUCUCCCACCAUGCAGCCAAUAUAAGACAGCAAUCUAUCUGAUGCAGUGGCGAUUUUGGCAUGUAAAUCUUGGUGGGGCAAACUCCCAUUUUUUUUGUUGUUGUUGCAUGUCAGCAAAGCCACAACACAACACUAAACAAUACAUUAAUUGCACAAUAAUGGUGAAAAACUGUGCCCACAAACUGUUUUGGCCUUCAGCAGUCCCAAAACCUUACUACUGCUACACCUGGCUAUCAGCGGAGCCGUGUCUGGCAGCGAAACAGUUCAAUUCAGCCUAAUUUACUGCCUUUUUAAAAAACAUAGCUGAUAUCUUGCUUAAACAAAUGUGGUUUCUACUGACGAUUGAGAUGUACAAACUAUGGCAUAAGGAUAAGAGGCAAUUCAUAAUUUCGAUUAAGACAUUAAUGAGAGGUCUAGGAUGGGCGAAGUCAAUAUAACUAUUUGUAAGGCACUUUUGAAAUGUACAACGACAGAAUUCAGAACAUGGGCCGUUCUUACAUUAUUCUCCCUGUACACCAAGUCAGAACUGUAGGAUAAAUAAAGGGGGCAUAUAAGCAGACAAUGAAAGCUCUUACAAUAUUCGAUGAUGACAUUGCUCUAAAACAGGCUAAAGGCUACAUGUGUAUCACCUAGUCUGAACAGUGGGCUAAGUUAUGAAGGGAAAAGGGAGCAAAUUAUUAGGGUGAGGCACAUGGACUACUAACAGCUUCCUACACAACAUACACUUGAUAUUACUUUCUUAGCUACAGUAUACAUUUCUCCCUGGCAUAUUACAUCAUUUAUGCAGCAGCAUACAAUACAUUUUUGGACAAACCUUGUUGUGCUGUCCUCACUCAAACAGGAAGGUGGCGUGGAGGUCCUUCGUGGCAAAUUUUGUCAUCAAAACUUGUCAUCAAAGUCUGGCAUUCUCUGGAUUUAUGGUGCUUUCAAGACAACUGUAAAAAAGUUUCCGACUUGAAUUCCGAGUUGGAUGACCAUUUAAAAUGUAUUUUCCCAGUCGGAGCUCGUUUUUUUCUGAGUUCCCAGUUGUCUUGAACUCACUGAAGUCUGAGAUUUCCCAGUUCAGUUUCCAGUUGUUUAGAAUGUGGCAGAAGUUGAAUGUUUAUCCUUUUUAGCUUGGAAAAGCUUGGAAAAGAGAUCCUGAAACCCAGACCGACCACACACCCACUCCACUGAAUAGCAGGCUAGUGAUUUCUUUGCAAUUCUUGCAGUUAGCCACUGAUUCCUUUCAAAACACUCAAUGCUGAAUUUGCGAUUUCCAACUUUCCAACGUUGUGUAAUGGCCGAUGUACACCUAUACAUUUUAUUAAAAUGUAUCUUCAUAUGACAAGGAUUGAAACGGAUUUGCCAGUAGAUUGUCAACUUGAUUCAAGAUGACUUCUAGCUUGCAAACUAAGAUUGUGGAAGUAUGAUGUUGACAUGAUCAGUCCAAUCAAAGCUAUGGUUGUCAUGCCCUGACCUGAGAGAGCCUUUUUAUGUCUCUAUAAUGGUUUGGUCAGGGUGUGAUUUGGGUGGGCAUUCUAUCUUUUGUUUUCUAUGUUUCUUUAUUUCUAUGUUUUGGCCGGGUAUGGUUCUCAAUCAGGGACAGCUGUCUAUCUUUGUCUCUGAUUGGGAAUCAUACUUAGGUAGCCCUUUUUCCCUCCUUCAGUGUGGGUAGUUAACUUUGUAAGAGGCAUCAUAGACCUGUUAAGCUUCACGGUCAUUUUGUAUUGUUUAUUGUUUUGUUGGCGACGUUCUAAUAAAAAGGAAUAUGUAAGCUCA